CAGAAUGGGGCCAUCACCGGUUGACCGUAGAAAUUGUCACACCAGAUCGCCGACAAGAUUAUGAUGAAUUAAGUUCCCAAUGAUAAAAAACAACAAAUUAAUUAUUAUUAUUAAGUCCUGAGUCCUGACUCUAAGGGUGUCAAUCGGUCGGUUUCGGUUUAAUCGAAAACUGAAUUAUCGGUUAUCGGUUAAACCGAGCCACCCUCAAGGGAUUCCGGCAACCGACCGUGAGAGGACUGCGGUUAACCGGCCAAUCAACAGCCCGGUUUCGGUUUUAGGCUCGGUUAGCCGCAUACCAAAAACGUUAGCAAAAACGUUGGCGUUUAGUCAACAAAAAAACAAAAAACAAAAACAAAAGUCAGUGGCGUCUUCAGAGGCCACACCAACUCCUAUUUCUCUCUCCUUCCUCCAUUUUAGAUCUAUUCCUCCUCCUCUCCAUUUUAAACAUGCAGACAUGGGCAGCAGCAAUCGCAAAGAAUGGACAGAGCAGGGGAGGCGUUGAGGAGGGGCUUAUGGUCCAUGGGCGAGGAAUUCGACAGCGACGACAGAGCAGCCAGGGUGGGGCCAACGGCAGAGCGAACAGAGGCGGAGAUAGUGGAGAAGCUCGCUGGAGUCGUCCCGGUGCCUGUCGCGGAAAUGAUGGACGGCUCUACUUGGCGAUGCAGCCACUCGAUGGUCUGGCCGUCAGACUUGUGCCCCAGCUCGCGGGUCAGCUAAAAAACCUUGGCGGUGCAGAUGAUUGGCAUCCGGAUUCUCCUCCCCAUCCCGUCGACCUUGCUCUGCCUGUCCUUCGAAGGUGGCUUCUUCACCGCGAGCGCGCCGUUGGUUCCGCCGCCAGCGGAACCAGGAACGAUGGUCGUGGAGGAAGUUGUGGUGGCGCUGGAAGGAGGGGGAGCAGAGGAGGCAGGGGAGGGCGGCGACUGGUGCUGGUGGUGGUGUCUGUGGAGGUGAGGGUGGAAUAGAAGGUCGAUCAUGGCGGCGGCGUCGGAAUUGGACAUGGUUGAUGGGUGAAGAAGAAGAUUUAGGGAUUCGAAAAUUUAAGGAGAAGAAGAAGAUUCAGGGAGAAGUGGAUUCGAAAAUUUUGGGAUUUAGAGUUCGUCAGAUUGGGCAAGGGAAUGGUUAAUUGGAUUCAAUGCAUGGUUUAUUCCUCCUCUUUUUUAUAUUUUUCGGUUGUGGGUCGGUCGGCCGGUUGACCGCCUUCGGUUACUCGGCUAACCGGAGAACCCUUCAGUCUUGCCGAACACCGACCGCGACUAAUAACCGGCCGGUUUUCGGUUAGUGGUUAACCGACAGUUAGCGGUUAAAACCGCCAGUUAGCCGCUAACAGGAAACCGAUCUGCCACCCCUACCUGACUCUUUAGUAAUUUCGGGUUGGAUCCGGUCCUUAAGUCUAAAACUUAAGGAGUUUCUUAAGUUAUUAUUGGCCAAUAGGAAGAGGAGAGAGAAAGUGAAGUCUAACCACCUAAAAGGACAAUAAAAGAUAUUAAUUAAAUAUUAGUAUUUAACGGUUAAUGGAAGUCCAAAUUAAAAAUCACAAUUCGUAAUUAAUAUUUCAUGUAUUAAAAAAGGUAAUUAAAAAUGUUUACACUCUCUCCAUGCCGACUCCCAUUGAUAUUAUUAAUGUUUUUCAAUUGCAUUAUCAACUAUUAUAAAAAAAUUAUUAUUUUUCAAUUGCAUUUUUUUCAAUUGUUUUUCAAUUUCAUUUUCAAUACCCCAUCAUUAUUAACCCUUUCAGUAUACUUAUCAAUAUUUUACGGAUACAUUAUCAACGAAUUUAGUUCAAUUGGUAACGAGCUAUAUUUUCAUUAUCAACGCUUAUUAAUGUAUUAUUAAAGUUAUGUUAUAUCGUUAGUAAAGAGUUGAAUAAUAUUACCAUUGAUUUACAAUAUCUUUAUUAUGAUUCAAUAUUAAGUGUUAAUAUACGACAUUUGGAUAUUGAAAACCAUUAAUAACAACGUGCACACCAUUGAUAAAAAAUUGAAUUUCAUUGAGAACCAACACAAAAUCAUUAAUAAUGUUUGGAUUCAAUAUUAAGUGCCAAAUGACAUUAAAAAUGUUCAAAAUAUUGGUGUCUUUGUUCAAAACUAAAACAAAGACAUUAACAAUAAUCGGCUUCAUUAUUAAAAAAUGACAUUAGGCCGUUAAAGAUAUAAGAUAAAUUGUUAAUCAUAAACAAUUUCAUUAUUAACAUUAUAUAAUAUCAUUAUUAACGGUUCAAAUAACAUUAUCAAUAAUUUAAAAUAUAUUUAUUAAUGAUUCAUAUUUUUACGUCUAUCCAUAAUUAAAUAGUCGAAGAGGCAAUCGAAUGAAGAACCAACGCCAGGGAUAAAAAGCUUACGGUACG
Linum trigynum is the source of this 2344-nucleotide messenger RNA. Lineage: Eukaryota; Viridiplantae; Streptophyta; Magnoliopsida; Malpighiales; Linaceae. The record is from the annotation of a GenBank genome assembly.